UUAGGAGUAUAUAUAUAUAGUGCAAAAGUCGGCCACGAGGUGAGAGAGAGGCAAGGCCCAAUCACCAGCUGCCACUCUCUCUCAAGAAGCUGCCUUUGGAUCGCUAACCCUUUUCUAGUGCUCAGGGAAAGCUAAGCUAAAUAAGCCAUAGAGGUGAAGAGGGGGGAAAAGAAAUCCUCAGAGAAAUUGAGCAAGAACCGAGGGAGAUCGCCUCCUGUCUGUCCCUCGUGCCAAAGGGGGCAGUUUGAGCUUGUCACUGCGCCGUCUGGUGAGAUCGAUCGAUUGGAGUGAGCUGAGCUGAGCUGCGGGAAGAAAGGAGAAGCGGAUUGGAGAUGAUGAGGGACGCGUACAUGGAGGUGCUCCCUCCCAUGGACCACUACGCCUCCAGGGGCAACUGGUUCAUGCCGCCGCCGCGGAAGUGGUCGCCGGAGGAGAACAAGCAGUUCGAGCGGGCGCUCGCCGGGCUUGACCUGCGCUGCCCGGACUGGGACAAGGUGGCGCGGGCCAUCCCCGGCAGGUCGGUCAUCGAGGUCAUGAGCCACUUCAAGGACCUGGAGCUCGACGUCCAGCAGAUCGAGAACGGCAUGGUGCCCUUCCCGGUGUACGCCCCCGGCGGCGGCGGCGGCGGCGGCGCGUUCACGCUGCAGUGGGACGGGAGUGGCGGCCACGGGGUCGGGGACUUCAGGAACGCGUACAGGUUCGGCGGCGGCGGCGGGAAGCGCCACUUCGGCCGCACGCCGGAGCAGGAGAGGAAGAAGGGCGUGCCAUGGACGGAGGAGGAGCACAAGUUGUUCCUCUUAGGAUUGAAGAAAUAUGGGAAAGGGGAUUGGAGGAACAUUUCCCGCAAUUUUGUGCAGACGAGGACACCGACGCAGGUGGCCAGCCAUGCGCAAAAGUACUUCAUCAGGCUCAACUCCGGUGGCAAGGACAAGAGGAGAUCCAGCAUCCAUGACAUUACCACGGUUAACCUGACAGAUGACCGGCCUCCCUCGCCGUCACAGUCUUUGAUCACCAAUCAGUCCAACACAGCAGUUGCCCCUUACUCAUCGACAUCCGAUGUUAAGCCACAGAACGCAGCGAAUGCGUCGUUCAAUUCACCUAGCCGGACACUUGGGAUGCCGGCUUACGGGAUGGGAUUGCAAGAUCAAGGUUUGCAGUGUGGUGGUCCUCUACAUGAUCAACUAGCCGCCAGCCGAAGCAUAUUGUUUUAGAUGCAACCAAUCCAAGCUGCACCAUGGGUCAGAUGCCUAGUGUAAUAUUGCCUUGCUUGUAGCUUCACUACCUGUAUUGAAGUAAUUAAUUAUGGGAAUUUUUCGGAACAUAGCAGAGGGGGGAGGGAUCUUUGUGUCAUGUUGGUGACUGGUGCUCUGUGAUCCAUAAUUGUUGGCAAUACUGAGGAUGUAACGAAAAGAACGUCAAGAACUUGAUGCCAUGGUAUUUUCAGACAGUGAUUGCUAGUGCUGAACGUUGAUCAUGCAUGUAUUCUAUGAAGUGGACUUGAAUUCAAUCAUGGAUCCAGCUUUUCUGAGGUGGAUGAGAAGAAUUCUAUUGUAUGUUCUUCAGUGAUGCACUGAGAACACAUGUUUCCAUCUGAUUGAGGGAUUGAGAUCAUGCUGUGCUUCACACUUAUCAUCAAUUUUGCCCAUUGGUGCUUGCCCCAUCUGAAGUGUUCAUUGAAUUCCUUUGGAUAAACGAAAAUUAGUUUGC
This is a messenger RNA of Oryza brachyantha (malo sina), 1707 nucleotides long. Its product is annotated as transcription factor DIVARICATA. The transcript has 3 exons. Bases 333 to 1211 code for a protein of 292 amino acids. Gene Ontology annotation, molecular function: DNA binding. The record is from RefSeq and is a predicted model, not a curated record. NCBI's taxonomy places the organism in Eukaryota, Viridiplantae, Streptophyta, Magnoliopsida, Poales, Poaceae.